AGUGUUUGCGUAUUGCAUACCUUCAGGCGGAUUGAUGGAAACGCUUCCCCUGCUUCAGAAGCAUUCACUCUCCAUCUCUUUUCCACUGCCAUCGACCAGAAAGAGAUGCAUCGCUUCAACGCACAUGCGAGAAAACAUAAACAUUUGCAGCUUUUCUGCGGACCAGCAAACAAUCGGAAAAGCUUUCCUCCUUGCUAGAAGAUUAGAAAACGCGGAAGUGAUGUUGAGUUAAAAGGGAGUUUUCCAAACACCCAGAAGUGCAGAAGCAGCGUCGAGAUUGGUUAGCGAUGGAUUUGAUUCUAGUUGGUGUAACAACAAAACCAACGAGCAGGAAACUUGUUUUCUGUCCAAACGACGUGUAACUUGCUGCUGGCUGCUACUUUCACAUUUUAACUGCUCUCUGUGUGUCUGUGUGUGUGUGUGUGUGUGUGUGUGUGUGUGUGUGUGUGUCUGGGGGUGGCGCAAAGGGGCGCGCUCGUAUAGAGCAGAGCGAGAAGAGCAAAACAAAAAACGCAAAACGCAAAACAAAAGUAAAAGUUUUAUCUUCCUCACAUCGUUUCGCGUUGGAAAUUACGGUUCGUUGUACUUUCGCUGCGGAAAUCCGAUGGCCAAACCUGCAAAGUUCUUGCGCAAUGUUCCACGCCUGUCCACGCUGUUCCCGCUGGUGCUGUACGUGCUGUUCAUACUCUGUAUACUAGUGUUGGCGUUUUCCUCCCGCAGCCACAGCGAUGGAAAGGGUCAAAAGACGGAACAAGCCGGAAGUGGUGUAUCGAGCAACGAGAGCCCGAAUGGGCCCGCGCCGCUCGUUUACCGGAAGCUGGAGGAAAGUGUGGUAAAGGAGCUGACGGAAGCGUUCGCGAAGGCCGACACAAAUGGCGACAAGCAUCUGACCGUGCAGGAGUUAGCAAAGUUCAUUAACUUUAAGAUACGCGAACACAUCGACGAAGCGAUCCGCACCAAUCCGAUCAUGUUCGUCGAGAUCGACCACAAACCGCGGGACGGUCUGGUGAGCUGGGACGAGUACCAGGGCUACUGGUUGCGCGGGCAGGGCAUACAGGGGGACAGCCACAUGAAGAAGAGCGCAUUUGACAAGCUGGACCGGAAGGUGAAGGAAUCGAUCGCACGUGACAAAGCGCACUGGAUGGAGGCGGCCCGGACCGAUCCGCUCAGCCUGACGCUGGACGAGUUUCUUUCCUUUCGCCAUCCGGAAUCGAGCACCGUCAACUUGCUCAAUCUCGUCGACGACAUACUGCGACAGUUUGACGAGGACGGCGAUGACCAUCUGACGGUGGAGGAGUUUUCCGACGUGCAAACGACCGAUCUGGGCGAAGGUAAAAAGUUUAUCCUUUCGCAGAACGUGCGCGAGCGGAGGGAAGAGUUCACGAAGGUGAUCGACAAAAAUCGGGACGGGAAAGCGGAUCGGGGUGAGCUGCUGUCGUACGUUGAUCCGCGGCAUCCGCGCUAUGCAAUACAGGAAGCAUCGACACUGUUUACGCUGGCCGAUGCAAACAAGGAUAAGAAGCUGCUGAUGCAUGAGAUGCUGGCCAAAUCGGCAAUAUUCAUAUCGUCGAAAAUGGUGCACACUGCGGAAAGUUUUCAUGAUGAGUUUUAAGUAGUGUAUCGUAAAGUGCGAGCAAUCAACGUUCCUUGCUUUGGAAGUGAUCGACAUAUCUGUGAAAUAAAUGUGUUGUGUUUGUUUUAUUUAAAUUGUGCUUUAAA
Messenger RNA from Anopheles arabiensis, 1719 nucleotides. It is a transcript of the gene myd, whose product is annotated as 45 kDa calcium-binding protein. The record is from RefSeq and is a predicted model, not a curated record. NCBI's taxonomy places the organism in Eukaryota, Metazoa, Arthropoda, Insecta, Diptera, Culicidae. The transcript is spliced from 3 exons. Gene Ontology annotation, biological process: calcium-ion regulated exocytosis. Gene Ontology annotation, molecular function: calcium ion binding. Bases 605 to 1612 code for a protein of 335 amino acids. Gene Ontology annotation, cellular component: endoplasmic reticulum.